This is a messenger RNA of Dendrobium catenatum, 648 nucleotides long. RefSeq names its product eukaryotic translation initiation factor 6-2. The transcript is spliced from 5 exons. Gene Ontology annotation, cellular component: nucleolus; cytosol; preribosome, large subunit precursor. Gene Ontology annotation, biological process: cytosolic ribosome assembly; maturation of 5.8S rRNA; maturation of LSU-rRNA. The record is from RefSeq and is a predicted model, not a curated record. NCBI's taxonomy places the organism in Eukaryota, Viridiplantae, Streptophyta, Magnoliopsida, Asparagales, Orchidaceae. Gene Ontology annotation, molecular function: ribosomal large subunit binding. The coding region runs from base 1 to 648 and encodes 215 amino acids.
AUGACAAGUUCCGUCAAUUUUAGGCCUCUACAAAUGCCUGUAUAUGUUGCUCAUUCCAUAUUUUUUACAGGAAAUAAAAAUGGGCUUCUUGUGCCUCACAGUACCACUGACCAAGAUGAUUAUUACUUCGCCUGCGCUGCUUCUUGUGAGCUUCAACAUCUGAGGAAUAGUCUACCAGACCAAGUGAUUGUUCAACGAAUUGAAGAGAAACUAUCAGCCUUAGGCAACUGCAUAGCUUGCAAUGACCAUGUUGCUCUCACUCAUCCUGACCUUGAUCGGGAAACUGAAGAUCUUAUUGCUGAUAUUCUGGGAGUUGAAGUGUUCAGGCAGACAGUAGCUGGUAAUAUUCUUGUUGGUAGCUACUGUACUUUCUCUAACAAAGGUGGCCUGGUUCAUCCUCAUACAUCCAUUGAGGACCUCGACGAGCUUUCAACGCUUCUUCAAGUACCUCUUGUGGCAGGAACAGUGAACAGAGGCAGUGAGGUUAUUGCCGCUGGUAUGACUGUCAAUGACUGGACUGCUUUCUGUGGUUUAGACACCACAGCUACUGAGCUCUCAGUUAUUGAGAGUGUUUUUAAACUAAGAGAAGCUCAGCCUAAUAUGAUUGUUGAUGAGAUGAGGAAAUCCCUGAUCGACAGUUAUGUCUAA